Zingiber officinale is the source of this 669-nucleotide messenger RNA. RefSeq lists its product as uncharacterized. The transcript has a single exon. The coding region runs from base 174 to 494 and encodes 106 amino acids. Lineage: Eukaryota; Viridiplantae; Streptophyta; Magnoliopsida; Zingiberales; Zingiberaceae. The record is from RefSeq and is a predicted model, not a curated record.
GCACCGACUGCAAGCAUCUCCAUUCUCCAACCACAAAGCAUACAAAGUGAAACCAACCAAACCAAAGCAGCAUCCUGAGCUACUUACUCCAUUUCCAUAGCUUUAACUAGAAGAAAUGGCAGCUGAGCUGCCCUGAGCUACUUACUCCAUUUCCACAGCUUUAACUAGAAGAAAUGGCAGCUGAGCCGCCGCCUCCGGCGGAGGUUGGUGCCCGGGGAACAAUUGGGUCGCUGGUGUCGCAGGAGAUUGAGUACUUUCGAAGGCUAAAUCCAGACCACCAGGAAGCCUCCACCAGUAGGGACUAUAAGCAAAAGCCAGGCUCAAGUAGAGAAGUACAGAGGAGGAGGAAGAAGAAGAAGUUACCAGCUAGAGGAGGGUUUCUUCCUAGUGUGUGCUCUGCAGUGGAUGUGAUUGACACAAAAGGAAUCGAGAAAGCUGGAGCAAUUGGCUACAAGAACUUGAGAACCGAUGGGAAGUAUGUGCCUGAAGACUAGAUGAAUUCUUGGACUCCUUUGGUUUGUCCUCUGUAAUGUUGUCCGAGAAUUAGCACUGUAGAGAAUAAAUAUAUACAUUCUUUUGCUCUCUUAUUCUUUGUUCUAGUGUAUACAGUGGUGUUGCAUUUGAUGGUUGUUUAGUAUGGAAUGCUCAACAAAUUGUGAUAAUCAAUAA